This is a messenger RNA of Ceratina calcarata, 2088 nucleotides long. It is a transcript of the gene Dnz1, whose product is annotated as DNZDHHC/NEW1 zinc finger protein 11. Lineage: Eukaryota; Metazoa; Arthropoda; Insecta; Hymenoptera; Apidae. The transcript has 4 exons. Bases 807 to 1634 code for a protein of 275 amino acids. The record is from RefSeq and is a predicted model, not a curated record. Gene Ontology annotation, cellular component: endoplasmic reticulum; Golgi apparatus. Gene Ontology annotation, biological process: peptidyl-L-cysteine S-palmitoylation; protein targeting to membrane. Gene Ontology annotation, molecular function: protein-cysteine S-palmitoyltransferase activity.
UUUAAUUACGCAUUACUGUAUAUUUAAAACAAGAAGAUAACAAUUCUGUGCCAUGUUCAUAUACUUCCGCCUAAAUAUCCAAUUAAAGUAGAUAACAUUAAAAGAAAUCCAUACGUAAUAAUCCUUCUUGAAGAUUUCAUUGGAAUUCGUUGUCGUAAUUUAUAUAUUGUGCCGUUUGAUACUAAUGUAAUUGUGCUGCCUAACAUUUAUUAUUAUUGUAUUUUAUAUUGCAAUGAAUUGUUAAAAAAGUCAAUACAGAUUUAAUACUUCAGUUACAGGUUUCUAGCUGUAAGGAAACUAUAUAUUUGGUAUCGAAAAUCUUACACUUGUUGAAUUACGUUUGUUACGUUGUAAAUGUAAACCGAUAAUUAUUAUGAAAGUACUGCAUUUUUAAUUGCGAGGGAAAGUGUGUAGCGGAGUAGUAGGGGGUGUCACGUGGUCGUAGAGCGAGAGCAAUAUCAUGGAGGUCAGUUUAGGCUAGUCGAUAGCGAUCAGUACUUGUCAUCUGUAUUGGUCGACGAAUUUAUAAUAUGUAUUUAUGUUAAUAUUUUAGCGUUUAUCUAUUUAAAUAGUCGAACGAGUCGAAAGUUUUUGCUUGUAAAUACGUACCGAUCUGGUGUUUUGAGUGAAAUUCGUAGAAUAAACAUAUACUUGAGAACUUUGAAUGGAACCAAUAAAGAUUCAAUUGAAUUCGUACCAAUGUAAAUUCGAUGGGGAACGAUAAGAUUACAUGAGACAGUUCUGAUCUGUGAUGAUAUGUAGGUAAUAUACUUGUCAGUAAACAAAAAAUAUGGAAUAAACGAAAAAUGGUCGUGAAAGACCCCUGCGGGAUCGUGUGUAUCAUAGUCACGUACAUCGCUGUCUUCUAUGCAGACUACGUCGUCGUACGUUGGGUUAUCCUGCAUAGUUUACAAGACAGUUUAUGGGGUCCCUUUCAUGUAGCAGCUUUCAACACUGUUGUGUUAUUAUUGAUAAUGUCACAUUUGAAGGCAGCCUGCAGUGACCCUGGUGUUGUGCCACUGCUCCAAAGUCGUAUGGACUUUUCUGAUAUUCAUACAGAUAAUCCAGAUACAAAGAUUGAAUGCGAUGAAAGAGACAGUUGGACUGUUUGUACUAGAUGCGAGACAUAUAGGCCUCCUAAGGCACGUCACUGUAGAAUUUGUAAUCGAUGUGUUAGGAGAAUGGAUCAUCACUGUCCAUGGAUAAACAACUGUGUUGGGGAACGAAAUCAAAAGUAUUUUAUUCAGUUUUUGGUGUAUGUCGGACUGUUGGCCGUGUACGCACUAUGCUUGGUGAUAACAUCAUGGAUUUUAGAAUGUUCUCGAUGCAGCAAUGACAUAAUUAUCAAACAAAGUCGCAUCUUACACUGUGUUAUAUUGGUAUUGGAAUCGGCACUGUUUGGCAUGUUUGUCAUUGCAAUGCUGGUAGAUCAGUUUCAAGGUAUCCUGGGAGAAGAAAACGCGACGGAAUAUAUGCAGAAUAAUCAUCAUUAUAAAAGAAAAAGUUCGCGUACAUUAGUGUUACUCUCUCAGGUCUGCGGUAAGAGUCAUCCAAUUUUAUGGAUGUUCCCUUGCCAGAACCCGCCGCGUUAUACUUUUCGAAAGGAUGCGUACCUGAUAGAUCACGAGGUUUAGGUAUAUUUGGGAGUGACUGCUUCUCGAAUGACAUCGCUUUGUCAUAGAUACAAUUUUAUAUGUUUAAAGGUAUUUAAUCGUACAACAAUAUCUAGAAGAUGGAGAUGGAAAACGUAUAUAUCAUAAUUAUUUAUUACAUGAAAUACAAUGUGGAUGAAAACGUUUCAUUACCUGAAACUAGAUUGUUUAUACAUAUAUAUUUUUAUUUACUUUGUAAUUGAAGAAAUGUUUUAUGUUAAGUUAUUAAAGGAAAGGGGAUAAUGCAGGUUGAAACAUUUUGAAGCUCAAAUUUUAUGUCGUUGUUGAAUAUUCAGCACUAAUCGUAAAUGAAUUGUUAUAUUUUUCGUAUUAAUUUCUACGUAAUUCCAUUAUAUUCAAUAAGUGAAGUUAAUACUCAUGGAAUUAAAAUUAAUUACUGUAUUCUUAUUCAAUUUGCUAUCGGCGGAUGAAUAUU